Botrytis sinoallii is the source of this 2190-nucleotide messenger RNA. RefSeq lists its product as uncharacterized. Lineage: Eukaryota; Fungi; Ascomycota; Leotiomycetes; Helotiales; Sclerotiniaceae. The record is from RefSeq and is a predicted model, not a curated record. Gene Ontology annotation, cellular component: cytoplasm. Bases 1 to 2190 code for a protein of 729 amino acids. The transcript is spliced from 3 exons. Gene Ontology annotation, molecular function: ATP hydrolysis activity; ATP binding.
AUGACAGCCGAAAAAAUUCUAGAAUUAAAAGUUCGUCCAUAUCAAGCGCAAUCUCAAGAAAGGCCGGAUUUCAGAAAUGUAGCACGUGUAUAUGUUUGUACAGACGUUCUUUUGGAUCUUCAAGUUAAGAAUGGAGAAACGUGCUAUUUAUGGAAAAGCUCAGAGGGCGAACAUACAAGAAGAGAGGCGGUAAUUUGGUUGGCCACAGAAAAAUUAAGUAGGAAAGUUGUGCAAGUCAGUAAGGCUUUCCAAGAGGCAUGUGGGUUCAAAUUAAGUGACGAUGUGAUUGUUGCUAGAGGAGCAAAGUUGGAGGUUGCAAAGGAGAUUCUAAUUAAGGAUGUCGGUAUGGUUGAAGGGGUUAUGCGGGAAUUGACAGGAGACGCUGAGGUUGCCUGGAAGUUUGUUCUGGACGAUCUCUUAGCUCGCGCUGAGUUGGUGUACCCUGGAAUGACCUUCAGAGAUGUGAUGCUUAGAAGAGAAAGGCGAACCUUUGAAGUCUUUUCUAUCGACGGCUCGAAAUUUGGUGUUGCUGCCUUUCAUGAAGGUGUAUCAUCCUUCAAAAUUGGAACAAUUGCAGAAAUCAGCGGGGCCAUGUUAGCUGCAAGCAAUGUUGAACAAAAACCUCUUCAAGUUGUUGAUAUUGCAGGCAUUGAUCAAGCACUUGAAAAGCUUAACAAGUUCCUGAGCAAUUUCAACCGCCAAUUCUAUUUUACCAAAGUUCGUAGAUCACCAGCCGUUCUUUUACAUGGUGGAAGCGGAACAGGCAAGAGUUUCGUCCUGGACAAAAUCGCCAGCACAGAAUGGGGGAAGGUUCGCAGAAUUGACCGGAAAACCAAGCCAUCUGAAGUCCAGAAAAUUUUCAAGGAUGCAAAAGUCAACCAGCCAAGUAUUAUAAUUAUAGAUGAUAUUGAAUCUGUAGUCGCAAAAGGGGGUGAACCAUUACUCGACAUGACAGAUGCUAUUUGCGAAGGAUUAGAAGAUCUUAUGAAAGAUCAUCCCUCGGAUUCUUUGCCACAAGUUCUGGUGGCAGCGUCGACAUCAGACAUGCUUAAACUACCAGCUGCAUUACGAAAACGAGGCAGAUUUACUACAGCUAUUGCUUUACCUGUCCCAGAUGCAGCUGCUCGGAAAGCUAUUCUCAAGUCUCUGGAUCCUCAAAUGUGCCCUGAAACUCGCGAUGAGAUUCUCGAUGAUCUCGGAGAACGAACACAUGCAUAUACACCUGAGGAUCUCUCUCGUUUAUUGGACGAAGCACAACUGUUUGCAGAAGAGAAGUUAGAUGAAGAUAAUGUGACCCAGCAGACAUUCGUCGUUAAAGAGGAUAUCGAGCAUGCACUUCUGGAGGUAAGACCAAGUGCAAUGCAUGAUAUUACUUUAAGACCACCAAAGGUCAAGUGGAGUGAUAUUGGAGGCCAAGACAAAGUCAAAGAAGCUAUUCAGCUUGCUAUUGAAACACCUUUCCUCCACCAAGAAAUCAUGCAAGACUUUGGCCGUUCACCAACAAAAGGUCUUCUCCUCUAUGGACCUCCUGGAUGUUCCAAAACACUCACCGCUCAAGCCGUUGCUACCGAAAUGGGUUUUAAUUUCUUUGCCGUCAAAGGCGCAGAGCUGCUCUCCAAGUAUGUCGGUGACUCUGAACGAGCCGUUCGUAACGUCUUUUCUCGUGCACGAGCCGCAGCUCCAAGUAUUAUCUUCUUUGACGAAAUUGAAUCUAUUGGUAGCAAAAGAGAUGGAAAGAAUUCGAAUAACGGAGUCAACGUUCUCACCACUUUACUUAACGAAAUGGACGGAAUUGAGAGUUUAAAGGGCGUUACCGUACUAGCAGCAACCAACAAACCACAAGAUCUAGACUUAGCUCUCUUGAGACCAGGUCGCUUCGAUGAACUUAUCUACGUUGCACCACCAGAUUUCUCUGGCAGAGAAGCUAUCAUUCGUGCUAGACAACGUAAAUCUACGAUGGGAGAAGAUGUUGACGUAACCGAACUUGCUCGCCUAACAGAGGGGUAUUCAGGAGCUGAAAUGGUCAGUAUCUGCCAGAAAGCCUUCGAUAAGGCCAUUGAACGACGUAAAAAGCAUGGGACAAUGGAACCAGCGGUUAUGGACGAUUUCCUCGCGGCAAUGAACAAGAUUAAGAGGCAAAUAACUCCGGAAAUGGUGGCGGAAUUUGAGAGGUGGGCCAAAGGGGAAUAG